AUGACAGAAGAAAAACAGAAACUGAAGGAAUUUUUACAAGCAAGUGAAGCAUUCACUGUAUGUAGUUUGGAGAAUAAUACAUCCUUGCCAAUGUCAAUAGUUCUGCAACAGAGACCUCUCAAGUGGAUUCAUAAUAUUCAAGAUAUUUCUCUAGACCAUUACAACCCAUUAGAAGCAACUAUUAGGAAAUUAGAUGAUGACAAGCGAAAUAUUGGAUUUUAUUUUGUUGUUCCUGAAGACAAGUUUGGUAACUAUCCAGUGCAAAAAUUCCUAGAUCAAAAUGGAAAGGUGAAGAAGAUUAAUGGAUUAGUAAUGUCAAAGGUUAAACGAUAUGUACUUGAGAUCCCUUAUGCAGCAUUGAUUUAA
Messenger RNA from Entrophospora candida, 366 nucleotides. The record is from the annotation of a GenBank genome assembly. NCBI's taxonomy places the organism in Eukaryota, Fungi, Glomeromycota, Glomeromycetes, Entrophosporales, Entrophosporaceae.